UUCACAAAUCUAUUAUCUAUGUACAUAUAAGUUGCAUUUUCUGCUUCAUCUUUUGUUUUGCCUAAUAAUGGGGGGUUUCUUUUUGCUUUCAAUAUUUUCACGUACAUUUAGCUUUGACAAUAAAGAACGAUUGCUUUUUUCGCUUUCUAAAAAUUUCCCGACAUUCUUUUUUCUCUGCACAUAUACUAUUUAUGUAUUGCUUCAACGUUUUUUUAUUUGUACUUCAAUAAUAUUUGUGCAUAGAGCUUCUCAAACCUCCUAUAUAACAAGCAUUUCAUUGCUUGUUUGUCAUUGCGUGAGAUAG
This is a messenger RNA of Meloidogyne enterolobii, 304 nucleotides long. The record is from the annotation of a GenBank genome assembly. NCBI's taxonomy places the organism in Eukaryota, Metazoa, Nematoda, Chromadorea, Rhabditida, Meloidogynidae.